AUGACGGAUGCUAGUGGAGAUAUAGCCCUGCACAAGGCUGUGCGGAGCCAACAUCUAGAUGUGGUUAAGUUCUUGGUGAAAGAAGAUCCUGAAUUUGAAUUUCCGCCUAACCAUGCGCAGGAGACACCACUCUAUCUGGCGGCUGAAUCUGGUUUUCAUGAUGCUUUGAUUAUCAUCUUGAAAUCCUGCAAGAAACCAACUUAUGCUGCAGGUCCAUCUAAUCGAACGUCGCUGCAUGCAGCAGUAAUUCAGGAACAUAGAGAUUGCAUUAGAUCACUCUGGCGAUGGAAUAAGCCUUUAUGCGAGGAACCUGACUUAUGGGGUUGGAAUUCACUGCACUAUGAUGUUAAAUUAGGAAUGGAAGACGUAUUUUCUGAUAUACUGGUGUGGAAAAAAUCCUUAGUGUACCUUCCGGCAGGCAGUGAAAAUGACUGGACGACAGUAAUUCACAUUGCAGCCAGUGAAGGUGAUGUAGACAUGAUCAUUGAGCUAUUAAAUCACUGCCCUAAUUGUUGGGAUAUGCUUAAAAGCAACAAUCAAAAUGCUCUUCAUGUUGCUGUAUUGAACAAUCAAGACAAGGUAGUCCGCUUCUUAUUAGACUCUGAUAAGUACGACAACCUUAUUGAUGAGCCAGAUAGUGACGGCAACACUCCUCUCCAUUUGCUUGCUGCCUCUGGUAACCAUAUGCCUAAAUUAAUAAAACAUCCUAGAGCAAAAAGGACGUUGUUUAAAAAACAAAACCAGACUCCACUUGAUAUAGCAUUGUCAUGCAAAGCGACAACAAAGAACGAGAAAUUGGGGCGGGAUUUGUGUAGAAUUGGCCUAUUUGUAAAACAUGACUUUGAGCUAAAGCGGAAGUACAGGCCACUGAGGGAAGAUGAUCACGAUAAAGCUAAUAAGGCAGAUCAAACAGAAGUCGAAAAUAUUAUGAAGUCAGCUCAAAUGCAUGUUGUUGUGGCCACUUUGAUAAUGACGAUCACUUUGAUAAAGAGAUUUGGAAGCUCAUCACUGGAGUUUGGUUCACAAUAA
Capsicum annuum is the source of this 1029-nucleotide messenger RNA. RefSeq names its product 26S proteasome non-ATPase regulatory subunit 10-like. The coding region runs from base 1 to 1029 and encodes 342 amino acids. Gene Ontology annotation, molecular function: protein binding. NCBI's taxonomy places the organism in Eukaryota, Viridiplantae, Streptophyta, Magnoliopsida, Solanales, Solanaceae. The transcript is spliced from 3 exons. The record is from RefSeq and is a predicted model, not a curated record.